This is a messenger RNA of Wasmannia auropunctata (little fire ant), 1332 nucleotides long. RefSeq lists its product as uncharacterized. The record is from RefSeq and is a predicted model, not a curated record. The transcript is spliced from 2 exons. Bases 511 to 1272 code for a protein of 253 amino acids. NCBI's taxonomy places the organism in Eukaryota, Metazoa, Arthropoda, Insecta, Hymenoptera, Formicidae.
GAGCCUGCCUGCUGACGAUGCGCGAGCCCCCUCGUCGGAGUCGCGUCGUCCGGAGUCGCUCCGAACGUUACGUACACUCGACGCGAUCCUCCUCGGACGCGAUCCGCGAUCGCCGUUCCGCGCGUGGGCGCGACCCACGAUCCCUCAGGUUGACCGCGGCGGUCUUCUAGGAAGCCACGGCUUCCUGCGCGGUCGUCCUCCUGUUGUCAUUCGCGACGCGCGAGCCCGCGCGCGCGCGCCCCGCCAGGUCGUUUUCCUCUCGCUGUGGUCGCUGUAAAUAAUCGCCGACCGAUGCACCUUCGCUGAGCUGCUGGAGAUCACUUGCGAAGGAGGCAAGGGUGGAGAGAGUGAGAGUGAGAGAGAGAGAGAGAGGAGAGGGAAAAAGGAAAAGUCGUCGACGGGGCGAGAACGCCCCGCCAGGAAGAGAACGCCCUGGCGGAGACCCGCAGGAACGACGCAGGGACGACCGACGUCGUGGAGUCGAAUGUCGAUCAGGGAUUGCGCGCGGGCAUGGACGAGCGGGAGGUACUUCUCCUACCGCCCUUCUCGGGCGCGAGUAGCAAGGAACGGGCGAGGAAGAAGCUCUGGCGCAGCGCGGUAAAGAUAGUGGCGAGCGACGACGAGGACUCGGACGCGGACGAGCACGAGUGCGCGUUCUUCCCGUCCAAGCGGCACUGCACGCAGUUGUCCAAGGCCACCGAACCUGGUCGCCCAGACGCGGAGCAGCAUACCACCAGUGCGAACGUCGCGGAGACGCCAGCCAGCAGCGAUUACGAUGAGAUUAUAUACCAAAUACAUAUUGAGGAGAAGCUGAAGUUGUGGCAGGCCUUCCAGGAGGAGGAGGGAUCCAUGGAUAACAGCAUCAACGAGGUCCUGGCUUACUACAGGAUGAUGCAUCCGCCCGAUCCCCUCGAGGAGGAGUCGUCCGUCGGCUCCAGGUUCCACCAGUCGUACCGCGGCAACGACAUGGAGGACACGGCGGUGACGAUGGCGAUCCGCAAUCACGGCUUAGUCCAGUCGGCCGAGCUCGCGCUCCAGCCGCACUACUGUAAAUGCAUAGGUGUCGAUUGUUCCUUCUCGUCCAAAUGCAUGUACGAACUUGAGGACUUUCCCUAUGGGACGGUCUACAGCAACGUAGAAACGGGUAGAUGCAAUGCAUUGGACGCGGACAAAGUAUACGAGUGUGAUCAGCCGGAGGACUUCCUGGAGCGCGCCGUCGGGGAGGCGAUCAAGAAGAAAGGUCUAAGCGCUCUGAGUGUGGAUUACGGUUGAAUUGAACUCUCGCGCUCAACGGCCCGCUCUAAUUCCUUUGGUGUAUUUUUAUAUAUAUAU